Molecule: messenger RNA, 958 nt
Organism: Arabidopsis lyrata subsp. lyrata
Lineage: Eukaryota; Viridiplantae; Streptophyta; Magnoliopsida; Brassicales; Brassicaceae
Product: chromatin modification-related protein MEAF6
Exons: 5
Coding region: 215-751 (178 amino acids)
Cellular component (GO): histone acetyltransferase complex
Source: RefSeq, a predicted model, not a curated record
UUCAAAAACAAAAAUAAACGGACCACUUUUUUUUUUUGGUUUACAUCAAACCGGACCAUUGGUGGAACCUGGUUUAGUGGCUUUAACCGUUGAAAUUUCCUUCGUAAUCGACUCAAAUCAUCAGGCAACGGUGACCUCCGCGUCGAAAUUCAGCAAAAUCCCAUCUCCGGUUAGGGCAAAAGCUACUCGAUUUGGGACCAAAAUUUCACGGAAAAUGUCUUUAGGGCAAAAGAGUUCGACGGAUCCUGGUGCGAUGCUCACUUCUCUUUUGAACAAGCGAGAGAAGCUUCGUCAAGAGUUACGAAGCAUCGAGAAACAGGUUUAUGAAUUGGAGACAAGCUAUCUUCAAGAAUCGAGUCAUAUAGGAAAUGCUUUGAAAGGUUUUGAAGGGUUUUUGUCUUCCUCCAAGAGUACUGCUAGUGCUAAGAGGUUGAGGAAGUUUCAGCCUGAAGACAGAGUCUUCUCAUUGUCUUCAGUUACAUCACCUGCUGCUGAAGAACUUGGUGUUGGAAGAGAAGAUGGACGAGCUGAAUUAGGGCCAGGGCGAUCUAAGGGUGGUUUGUCGACACAGUUAGUUUCCCGACUUAGCUUACUUUACCUCAUUUCGUACCUGACCUGUAUGUGUCUGAUACAUGAUUUUGGUUUGUUGACCAAUGUGAUAAAAUUACAGGGGAAAGCCAAAGAAAGGGAGAGGACAAUCAAUAGCAAGAGAGGCAAAGAGAAGCAGACCAUCAACAGAACCAGAUUAUGAAGAUGAAGAUGAUCCGGAUAUGAAUAUGUAUGGGCAUGGUUCACUCAUCUAAGGCAUUUUCUGUUUUGGUGCCAGAAACUGUAAGAAACAAAUCAGAUUGUAACCAUUUUUUUUUUUUUGCAUCCUACAACAGAAUUGAACCGAUCGAAGUAAAUCUAGGAACUAAUGUGCCAGCUUUUAUAUCAUCCAUUAUUAUGAAUUUGCAUU